Molecule: messenger RNA, 1388 nt
Organism: Trichobilharzia szidati
Lineage: Eukaryota; Metazoa; Platyhelminthes; Trematoda; Strigeidida; Schistosomatidae
Source: the annotation of a GenBank genome assembly
UAUCGACAGCUUCCAUCUGUACCAAAGAUACAUGGAUGAUACUUUCAUCAUAUGUGACGACAAUACCGACAUCGAAUUGAUAACCAAAGAGUUCAACAGCUGCCAUCAUGCCAUCAAGUUCACGUCGGAAUCAGAGAAUAACUCGGAAUUCCAUUUUCUGGAUGUUUUUCUAAAGAGGAGAUCGGAUGGUUCUCUUCAAAGAUCGAUCUACAGGAAACCAACAUGGAAUGGUCAGUACACAAAUUUCCAUAGCUGGGUCCCUUUGAGAAGGAAGAGAAAUCUAAUCCAUUCCUUAUCCUCAAGAAUAAGGAGGAUAUGUUCCAGUGAUACAAUCGAUGGGGAACUGGAGCGACUCAGACAAGUCCUCAUAGAGAAUGGAUAUCCUCCGAGAUUUAUCGAGAAGAACAUGAAGCCAAGGGAAAAACCUGAAAGAAUACAGACGGUGCCGAAGAAACUACUGUUUAUGAGUGUUGAAUUUAAAGGUGAUACCGCAGCUGAGAUCCUGAAGAAUCGCUUAUGCAGAUCACUGAGGAAAGCCUUCUUUAUGGCUGAGCUACGUAUCAACUUCUACAGCCGACAAAUGAUCAACGGGUGUGUGAAGGAUAAACUGCCGCUUUGGGCCACCUCAAUGUGUGUUUAUAAAUUCACUUGCUCGUGUGGAGCUAGUUAUAUUGGCCGCACAAAGCGCACGCUUUCCAAACGCAUCUCUGAGCAUUAUCCGGCAUGGUUAGCAAAGGGACAAUGUAAGACAAUUACUAGCUCAAUUCUCGAGCAUUUGGUGAACUCAGGCCACGUAGCUCCACCAGAAUCCUCUUUCAAGAUCAUCUACAAAGUGAAGCCAAAUGGUACAAAGGGCGUCAGGUUUCGGCUUUUGUGUAUGGCGGAGGCUCUAGCAAUUCAUCAAUACAACCCUGAACUCUGUAUACAGAAAAAGUUUGUCCAGUCUCUUAUUCUACCUUGGUCUUAACCUCUUCACUAAUCGUUCCUUGUAAAUGAAAUAUUUUUUGAUUUUUUCUUUUCAUUCUACUUUCACUUUUAGUUAGCUUUUGCUUCAAUAAUUAAUUCGCUAUUAUCACUCUCAUAUGCUCCUUUUGUAUACUUUCACACCCUCUUCACACUUGUUAAAUUGACACUCAAAUACCUUUAUUCUCACUUAAUAGCAAUUUUAACCUUAUCAAAUUUCUAUCUUUUUGCCGCUGAGUACCACGUAAUUUUCAACUUCUAAUUUUCACUUCUAAAGCCACUUCUGAGUAAUUAUAUCAAUUAUGUCACCCCCUAUUACUCAAUAAUAGACCACUAUAUAUUUUUGUAAGUAUAAAUACGAUUGUACAGCCUCUGAAGAUGAUUUCGUCGAUAAAGAAAAUUUUCUUCGCUGAAUCCGUCUUUUA